AAGCAAAUCGGAUCUUCUACCACUAUCAUCGAGACAUCGAAAUCGAUCUAUACUCACGACUUUCUACGAAAACCAAAACAACAAAUCACAAUGGCCCCAACUCACUCCGGCGCUGCUCAGAGCAACCCUGGCAACUUCGCCAACCGCCCCCACGAGGAGGUUGAGAACAUUGCCCGUAAAGGAGGUCAGCACAGCCACCAGGGAGGCUUCCAUAACAUGGACGAGGAGAAGCAGCGAGAAAUCGCUUCCAAGGGUGGCCACGCCUCUGGCGGUUCCUUCCAGCCCGGUGAUCCUCGUGCCCGCGAGGCUGGCCGCAAGGGUGGUUCCCGCACCGGCGGCGACUACUACGAGCCCGAGGAGUAAACCUGUGAUGGCAUGAAUUGGACCGGGAUAUGGAGUUCUGGGCACUAAGUCCUGUCUUUCUCUCGGGCGCUCUCUGUACUAUAUAGUGAUAUCAUGUAUAUUAUCACGAUCUCUCUCAUGAUGAAUACUUAUGACCGGCUUCCAAUACAGGCUA
Paecilomyces variotii is the source of this 517-nucleotide messenger RNA. RefSeq names its product putative conidiation-specific protein (Con-10). Bases 91 to 363 code for a protein of 90 amino acids. The record is from RefSeq and is a predicted model, not a curated record. The transcript is spliced from 2 exons. Lineage: Eukaryota; Fungi; Ascomycota; Eurotiomycetes; Eurotiales; Thermoascaceae.